Molecule: messenger RNA, 1161 nt
Organism: Lactuca sativa (garden lettuce)
Lineage: Eukaryota; Viridiplantae; Streptophyta; Magnoliopsida; Asterales; Asteraceae
Source: RefSeq, a predicted model, not a curated record
AUGAAAGAUGUUGAUGGUGUUGCUUCCUUGAAAGAUCCAACAAUAGAGCACCUUAUUCUCCUUGAUCUGUUCUUCUCCAAGCUAAGAAAGCUCCAAAAAGCUCAAGAAUCAAACAAGGGAUGGAGGAUAGGGUUUUCUGAGGUUCAGACUACGUUUUCACUUUUGUCUGCUUUAAACCUACGUGACAUUGAGGACAUGGGAAAGGUUCCUCCGGUUUAUAUCUUGGCUGCCUUCAUCCCAGCUGUUAUGAUAGCUGGGAUCUAUUUCUUUGACCUUGGCGUUGCUUCAACCUGUUUGUUAAUUGCAAUUUUAUUAAAGAUAAUAAUGAAGCGCCAAUUUUCCAUUAUUCAGUGGGAGGCUCUUGCUCUGUUGCUUAUUGGAAUUAGCAUAAAUCAAAUGCAAGCUUUACCUGAGGGAAGUAGUAGAAUGGGUGUGCCACUUGAAAUGGGUGCAUAUAUCUACAUAUUCAUUUUUGUAACUGUUCCAUCUUUGGCUUCUGUCUUCAAUGAAUAUGCACUGAAAAGUCAAUAUGACACAAGCAUAUACCUUCAAAAUUUGUUUUUGUAUGGAUAUGUUGCUAUAUUCAGUUUUCUAGGGAUACUUGGAACAGUUGUUAUCAAAGGCCCUGAAAGCUUUGAUAUUUUGCAUGGACGUUCAAAAGCUACUAUGCUUUUGAUUAUAAACAAUGCAGGGCAAGUAAUUUUAUCCUCAUUUUUCUUCAAAUAUGCAGAUACAAUUUUUAAAAAGUAUUCGGCAACUGUUGCAACAAUUUUCACAGGCUUUGCAUCUGCUACUUUGUUUGGUCAUACUUUGACUAUAAAUUUCUUGCUAGGAAUUUCUACUGUUUUCAUUUCAAUGCACCAGGUAUGUGAUUCCGAUGGAAUUGGAAUUCAAGAUGCAGGUGUGAAUAUGUUUGUUUUUUUCAUUUUUCUUUAAUAAAUAUUUUGAGUACUUAUAUAUAAAAUCUAUAACACUUGCUUUUUUUUUUCAGGCUAUUCAUCGUUUAGAUUCUGAUGCAACACAACCACUUCUUCCUACUUAAGUCAACAGUUGACUUUUGAAAUGAAAGAAGAUAAUUAAAAAUAUGAGUUACUUGUCACGUAUACGGUUUAUGAGGUUUAAUGUAUUUUGGUUAGUAGAUUAUUGUUGAUAUAACUUAUA